AUGUGCCUCAACCUCAUUAACAUUGUUGUUGAGGAAUUAGAACAACAAAACCAACAACAACAAGCCCAACAACAACAACAAUUUCAAUUUCAAUAUCAACACCAAAAUCAACAUCAGCAUCAGCAUCAAAAUAAUCAACAACAUAAAAAAAGAGGGAAUGCAAGUGAAACAAAACAAGAUAUUGAAAGAAGAGUAAGACAAAAGGUCCAUGGGGCUUGGAAAGAGUUUGAUGAAAUAUCAAAAAGAAGAAAUCAAUCAGAUUAUAAUGGACCAACUCUUUUAUUGACAAACUACAGCCAAAGUGAACAAAUCAUAAAAUUUAAAAAAGAAAAAGAUGAAAAGAGAAGAAAAGAAAAGGAAAGAAAAAGACAAAAAGAAAUAGAAAAGAGAAGAAAAGAAAAGGAAAGGAAAAGACAAAAAGAAAUGGAAAAGGAAAAAAGAAAAAAGAGAAAAGAAAGGGAUAUAGACAGAGAUAGAAGGGAUAAAAAAAAGAAAAUUAAAUUUUCCCUAAAUGAAGAUCAAUGA
Molecule: messenger RNA, 525 nt
Organism: Dictyostelium purpureum
Lineage: Eukaryota; Evosea; Eumycetozoa; Dictyosteliales; Dictyosteliaceae
Exons: 2
Coding region: 1-525 (174 amino acids)
Source: RefSeq, a predicted model, not a curated record